This is a messenger RNA of Adineta steineri, 1635 nucleotides long. The record is from the annotation of a GenBank genome assembly. Lineage: Eukaryota; Metazoa; Rotifera; Eurotatoria; Adinetida; Adinetidae.
AUGAAUCUAGAUAAUUCAAGUAUUAGUAUUGUUGAUCUACCCGAUGAAAUGUUGCUUAGUAUUUUCAAUAAACUUAGUAAUUUUGAUGUUUUAUAUUGGCUGGUGGGCGUUAAUAAAAAACUUGAUAAUAUUGCACGUGAUAGAAAAUUUACUCAAUCUAUUGAUUUAACAAGCAUAUCAUCGAGUGAAAAAGACGAUCCUAAAACGAAUGCAAUACUUGAUCGGUUUUGUUUGUAUAUAUUACCUCGAAUUGAUAAUAAUGUUAAAUGUCUUAUUAUUGAUGGAUACUUCUUGGAACGUAUUCUACAUGGUAACAAGUUUUUUAAUUUACAGAGAAUCACUCUGAUCAAUCUUGAUAUGAAUAUGGCUUCACAUAUUUUAAAUGAAAACUAUCCAUUUGUUAUCAACUUCAAACAAAAAUUAUCCGAAUUGAUUAUAAGGAUUGAUUGUGAAGAUCCAAGUGUAUCAAUGCUGAAUUUACUCAUUGAUAUUUAUCAUCGUACAUUCGCCCUAUUCUCAAAUCUAAAAUAUUUGGAUUUGGAUGUGAACAAUAAUUACUUCUUUUCUAAAUCAUUAUUGAGUGGUUUAUCUUCUACUGCAUGUAUUUCGUCGAGUAUUACUCAUCUAUGUAUCAAAUUGCAUAAUAUAGACGAUUGUCUUCGUCUACUUGAUGGUCGUCUUAAUCAAUUACAUACAUACAUUGUCAAACUUGAAUUCAUACAUGAUCCAGAAUUACUGAGACAUUAUCCAUCAGAAAUCACACAUAAUGCGUCAUUAUUAUUAAAUAAUACGAAAAAUGUCGAGAAACUGAAAUGUUUUUCGCUAUGUGCAUGUGUUCAAACAACUGAAUUAGAUAGUCUAGUUAUUCCACUUGUUCAUCGACUGUCACAUUUGGAAAAACUCACAUUAUCUCUUCGUGUUAGUGAACGAUAUUCAUACAUUGAUGGUACUUAUUUAGAGAAUUCUUUGCUCCGGCAAAUGCCAUAUUUACAAACAUUUUUCUUCGAUAUUGCUACCGAAUAUGUCUAUAUUGAUGGACAAGUUAGACCAUAUUUUAAUGACAUUCGACAUACAUUCAUUCAAAGAGGAUAUAAUGUUGAUGGCUAUAUUGAUUCUAUGAAUUCUAUUAACAAAAUAUGGAAUCGAUAUCAUGUCUAUUCACUUCCGUUCCAUAUGGAAUAUAUACAUCCAAUUUCGCAUGGUUUUCCUGGUGGAAUGUUCAUAAACGUUGCCAACCUACGUAUAAGAGACAGGUCUAAUUCUUUCGAACACAGUUUCUUUGCCAAAAUUUCACGUUCGUUUCCAUUACUCCGUCGUUUGUCAAUCCAGAUUAAAAUAGAGAAAAAAGAAAAAUCUGAAGAAGUAUCGUCAAUUAUUGAGUUUUCUCGUCUCGUCGAACUUAAAUAUGUUUCUGCUCAUAUUGACUAUGUAGAACAAUUUCUUUCCGACAUGAAAACACGACUACCUUCUCUCAUCAAGCUUAUAAUUCGAUACGAACAUUUAGCAACGAUAACUGAGAAUUUUAGAAGAAAUGCAACACGUAUCAACUGUGCAAAAUUAAAAUCGAUCGAAUUUUAUGAUGAAACUCCAAUGGUACAUUCAAAAGACUUUUAUCUCUAUUUUCCUUUAUUGUAG